UUAUUGGCUGCUUUUCUUUAUUAUUUGGUCCAAGUCAUCAAUUUCAAAAACGUAAAUUUUUUUAAAUUACAUUUUAGUUUUAUAAUGAAAUAAAAACAAUAUGUUGGCACAAUUAUAUUUUUGUCUACAAAACUAAUUUCAAACAUUAAGCAUACGCCUUCAGAUCAAAAGAUUUUUAAGAUCAUGACCAGUAGUGUAUAUUAUAUAAUGCAUAAUUCAAGAAAACAGUGCAGCGAGUGGUGGUACUCUGGUGUGAUUCCAAACUGUGUUUAGAGGGGGCGUGUGUAUGCAUGCAUGAUGCAGGCCUUGCUGUACUUGUUUCAUGCAUUGUAAAGUGUGUUUGUUACAUACUGGCCCCACUGUGUUGCCGUUGACUAUGGGUUCAUGCUAGCGACUCUACAAAACCCCCACUGUUUCCUGGCUGUCACCAACAUGGCAGGAAAAAAGAUGAGAAAUAAGGAAACGUGAUAAAAUAUAGAGAGGUUACCACCAUGUUAACGCACACACACACACACACUCUCUCUCUCUUGCGCUACACUUAGUACACCUUAAGAAAUUAUUUCCCUAAAGGUUUACAGUGGAGUGCUUUUGGCUUUCAUAAAUAAGCUGCAACCCAACACUGCAACUCCCCUUUUUUUUCUUUUUUUUCUUGUUUUCUUUACACAGAUGUUGUCUCUUCUUGUUCAAAACUGGACGGACUAGUUAUAAAAAGGAAGAACAUUAUUACAAACAACGGGAUAUAGCCUUCAAACGUAAUAAAAAUUCAAUAAAUAGAAUGACAAUACUCAAGCUUGAUGCCAGUGACACCUUGCAUGAGUUCAUCUUUGUGGAUGAGGCAGGAUUCAACCUCACAAAGCGAAGACAAAGAGGGUGCAACAUUAUUGGCCAACGUACUCUCGUGGACGUCUCUGGCCAGCAUGAGGGUAAUGUUACACUUUGUGCAGCCAUCAGCAACCAUGGACUCCUUCACCACCAUGCUACUCUUGGCCCAUAUAACACUCAACGUCUUCUGACUUUUCUGGAUGGCCUAUGGAAAGCUCUUUUCCAACAUGUCCAGAGAGAAUUGCAGCCUUGUUAUGUUGUUGUUUGGGACAACGUACAUUUCCACCAUUCUGUUCUGGUCCGGAACUGGUUCAUGAAUGAUCCAAGAUUCACAAAUGUGUUCCUUACACCAUACUCCCCUUUCCUCAGUUCAAUAGAGGAGUUCUUCUCAGCAUGGCGGUGGAAGGUCUAUGACAGAAAUCCCUAUGUACAGAACAACCUUCUCCAAGCCAUGGAGGAAGCUUGUGGGGACAUUGCUGUGGAGUCCUGUCAGGGAUGUCUCAGGCAUUCAAGGGCAUUUUUCCCCCGCUGUUUGGCUAGGGAAAACAUAGUCAGUAAUGUUGAUGAAAAUCUCUGGCCUGACCCUGGUCGGUGACAGGAUGCUGACCCAGAAUGAAGUGUUAUUGAUAUUACAGUACUGUAGCGUACUCUAACCCUCUUACCUAGGUGAAAAUGCUCCAUGUUUAUUUCCUUGUUUUCUUAGCCUUCUUUGUUUUCUGCAAAUUCCAUUUUGGUGAAUUUGUGUUGGUGACUUACAGUACUUUACUGUGGCCACUACAGUGACAAGCAUGAUUGUUCAACAAGCAAUUGGAGUACUGUAAUGUAGAAUGUUUGAAUGGAAAAUAAACAUCCUGUAAGAAGGACAACUGAAGUAUUUGUGUGAUUGUAUGAUUCACAUCGUGUCAAACUCAUGGAGUGGAACAUAUCUGAAAUUCAAGGACACAUUAUUGGUUCAUGAAAACCUUUUUAUAAUAGUUUUUUCAAUUCCUCCCAGCAGUGUGUAAAGGGU
Molecule: messenger RNA, 1831 nt
Organism: Myxocyprinus asiaticus (Chinese sucker)
Lineage: Eukaryota; Metazoa; Chordata; Actinopteri; Cypriniformes; Catostomidae
Exons: 2
Coding region: 776-1417 (213 amino acids)
Molecular function (GO): nucleic acid binding
Source: RefSeq, a predicted model, not a curated record